Poecilia latipinna (sailfin molly) is the source of this 1972-nucleotide messenger RNA. It is a transcript of the gene adat3, whose product is annotated as adenosine deaminase tRNA specific 3. The record is from RefSeq and is a predicted model, not a curated record. The coding region runs from base 78 to 1100 and encodes 340 amino acids. Gene Ontology annotation, cellular component: cytoplasm; nucleus. The transcript has 2 exons. Gene Ontology annotation, molecular function: tRNA-specific adenosine-34 deaminase activity. Lineage: Eukaryota; Metazoa; Chordata; Actinopteri; Cyprinodontiformes; Poeciliidae.
CACACAGAUGGAGAGCACCAGUUUGGCUCUUUGGAUAUAAACUGUAUUUUUUUUAUCGAGUACUGUGCAGGGCAAUUAUGGAGCCUGAGACGAAGCGGUGGAAAGGGUCAAAGUGCGAUGACGAUUCCUGGGUGGCCUUCCCUGUCCUGUCAGACGAACAGUCAGCAGACGUGGAGCUGGUGGAGGCGUUCGCCGCGCCCAUCGUCAACAGGAAGGCGACGUCUCGGCUCGUCAGGGAGCUGAACGGCGUCUACCCGCUGACUGGCCUGCAGCACGUGAAGCGGGUCCGGGCCUGCCGGGCCGAGGACAGUCCCCACCCUCUGGAGGUCCUGCUGUGCCUGCUGAGCGACGUGCCGAAUCCGGCGGACGCCAGCAUUCCGUCUCUGCUGCCCGCAGGCAGCUGGGAGGGGCUGGGCGAGCCGUUUGUGGUGAAGGUCCCAGCGCGACCCCCGCUGACCCGGCCGCAGUUCGAGCUGGCGAGCCGCCGCUGGCCCACGACCUUCCAUGAAGACAAGCAGGUGACGGUGGCGCUGCGAGGGGAACUGUUCGGCCCCCAACAGAGAGCCCUGAUGCACACCUUCAUGGCGUCCGCCGUGGCCGCCGCGAGAGCUGCGGCGCAGCUGGGGAUGGAGGCGGUGGGGGCGGCGGUGGUCGACCCCGAGACGCAGCGGGUCGUCACCGUCGGCCACGACCGGCGAGGCGAGCACCCGCUGCAGCACGCCGUCAUGGUCUGCAUCGACCUGGUGGCGCGGAGCCAGGGAGGCGGCUGCUACCGCCACGACAGGUACGCCGCCUGCCGCUUCGCCCCUACAGACCCCCAACCAGAGGGGGGCGCUGUGCCGUACAUCUGCAGCGGGUACGACCUAUACGUCACCAGGGAGCCCUGCGUCAUGUGCGCCAUGGCGCUGGUGCACUCGCGCAUCGGCCGGGUUUUCUACGGCGCCGCCGCUGCUGACGGAGCUCUAGGGACAAGAUUCAAGAUCCACACGCAGAAAGACCUGAACCACCGCUUCCAGGUGUACAGGGGGGUCCUGAAGAGGCAGUGUGAGGAUCUGUCCAGCAGGGGGCGUAAAACACCUGAACCACCGCUUCUUGGUUAGCAUACUGGAGACGCAGUGUCAGAACCUGACCACCAGGGGGCGUGUAUGACUUGACAACAGCAUGCGGACGUUUCAAUGCUUCUGAAGAAACUUCAGAAGAAAGGAUUUUAUUUUCUACAAGAUGUUUCUUAUUUUGAAUAAAGUUUUAAUCUUUUGAUCCCGUUUAGGUCCAGUCUGGACGCCAUUUUGAUUUCAGAAUAUUUAGGCAUCAUAUAAAAAGCUACAGGAGUCAAGUUUAAAGACCAAACACAAAUAUGGCCAAAAGUAAGUGCACCCUUUAACAUUGGUUGUAUGGUCAUUUGAAUUUUAUGAAGUUCUAAAACAUCUUAAAUAUAACUUUAGAAAAACAAGAGUACACAAAUAUUCAGUGAAAAAAAAAGUACACGAGUCUUAAGCAAGAGAGAGGUCUGAACUGUGGCUCCACUCCAACUACCCAACUCACUCUCCAGCCACACCCUAAAGUCCUUAACUCCAAUUACAUAUGCAAAUUUACAAGAAGAAUUUAGUAUAGUCCAAUAUAACAAAUUGGUAUGCAAGAGAGAUUUAACUAGUAAUCAUUUUUAUCCUAAUAAACAAAUCAUAAGAAAUUUAAACAAUUUAUCCUAAAGGUCUGAAUGAACUAAAACUGAAUUUAGGCUUCUACAAAAACCUUAAAAUGGUGUUGAUGAUCACAAACUGAGGCGAGGAGCUGAGGGCACAAACAUUUUAUUAAAGAUUAGGAGCAGGAAAAAAAUCACAUCCAGCUCUGGAGGAACCGAUCAGAACUGGCGGCCCGGGUCUCCAGACAGCAGCUGGGUGAACGUAGCGUUUCCCACACAGUAAACCUCCCUCAGUAAACGGAUAACCAAUCAUACCUUUACACAGGACACGGG